Molecule: messenger RNA, 1912 nt
Organism: Rhodamnia argentea
Lineage: Eukaryota; Viridiplantae; Streptophyta; Magnoliopsida; Myrtales; Myrtaceae
Product: protein LAX PANICLE 2-like
Exons: 4
Coding region: 365-1567 (400 amino acids)
Biological process (GO): multicellular organism development
Source: RefSeq, a predicted model, not a curated record
UCUCUCUCUCUCUCUCUCUCUCUCUCUCCCACAAACUUCCAAACCAAGAGAGAAUUGAUGGAAAGGGAGAUUCAUUGCGAGUUUUAUUCUCUUUGUUGUCCUCUGAUAAGUCCACGAUGAAACAGCAGACAAUCACCCUUAUCUGCUCGAUCAGCCCUAUUCUUGAUCCCUCCUCUGGUCUUGACAGUCCCAAGGAGACAUGCUUUUGGUGAACCUCAAGCACAUCCCUCCUCGCCAUUCCACGAGCUGCAGAUUCAGGAAUCCUCAGCCCCAUGGCUCGGCUUGAGAUCAAGAGCGGCGUGGCGAGGUUUGGACGUCGCGGAACUGGUUCACGCUCUGCCGGGUCGCUCUCGGCUUCUCCAAUAUGACCAUGGUUCCCGCUCAAAGCCUCUCUGAUAAACACCGCCGCCGUCACCGUCGUCGUGGUCGUCAAGUUUGCAGCAGGUUCUUUGGUUAUGCUGAUUGUUGCGACGCAAUCGGCAGCAGCGAUUACACAGCUUGUUGUGGGGUUAUGAGCCGAGCCGAAGCCGGGUCAAAUGAUUAUUCUGACAAAAUUACUUGCGUAGGAGGAUCUGAUCUGGUGAUUGGUCCGGUAGCAAUGGCCGAGGAUGAAUCAAGACUCACUGGCAGUCUCAAUGAAGCAGCAGCCUCUAGCUCAAAGGACGUGGCUCAUCACGACGACCGCAAGGACGAUGAGGGUUGGCUACAGUUGAGUAUAGGCGGUGGCCACGUCUCGACCACGAUUGCUACACGCGGCGAGAAUCACGACCGGACAGAUUUGAGCGUCAAAAGAGACGCCGGACUCAUUGAGCUUGACCUGCUAUCCAGCGGAAAUUUGCAACGGACGGGUCCAUUGCCAUUACCCCCCGCUCUCACUGUCCCUAAGGCCGAGCUCAAUCCGUCUCCUAGAACGCCGCCGACGAAUUUCACAGGCGCGACAACAAGUUUUAGCACGUCAUCGUUUAGUUAUUUUCAAUACCCAGUUGGCGGAAGUAGCUCUACUGAUUUCCCUCAUCACCAAGUGAUUAACUGGGCAUUUAGGCCUCCUUAUUCGUACCCACAAAGCCUCGCAGCUUCUCCGUCGUCCUUGCCUUUGCCGUCCUCCUCCUCUUUAUCUUUGACGCCGCUCAGACCAUACUUCGCACGACCAUUUCAGCUACAAAUGGGAGUGGACGUGGCGGGGCCGAGCUCGGACAUUGGGAUCAUUGAUCCCCCAAGAAGACCCCAUUCUGGGAUUUGGUUUAUGCUUCAAGCAUCCCAAAACCAGGCAAAAGAACCGUUCCUGCCUCAAAUACCUAAGAGCUACCUGAGAAUCAAAGACGGAAGGAUGACCAUAAGAUUAAUCAUGAAGUAUUUGGUCAACAAGCUGAGACUCGGUAGCGAAUCAGAGCAGGUCGAGAUAAGAUGUAGAGGGCAACACCUGCGGCCGAGCUUGACGUUGCAGCACGUGAGGGACCAGGUUUGGAGCACCGGCCAGAGGGUUCAGGCGGUGACUUUGCUUCCAGAGUCCUCCACCGCGGAUCAUCUCAUGGUGCUUCACUAUGGACGAAGCAGCGACGACGGUUGAUUAUAAUCCCCCGGCCAUCAAUUAAUUAACCGGAAAAAAGGGAAGAAGAAGAAGAAGAAGAAGAAGGUGAUUAGUGUCAUUUCCCCCUGUCAUAAUCCAUGUCGAUUAACCGAUUAAUCGGCUCUCUCACGUUAAAUUAUUGUGGUCAGCACCCAGCUCUUCAUUCUUUCUUUCUUUUUUUCCUCUUUUCCCCCUCUUUUUUUAUUGGCCACUCUCUCUCUUUAAGUUAAUUCUCUAAUUGGUGGAGAAAAAAAACUCUAAAAUUACUGAACUUGGAAAUAAAUUUUUUUGGGUUUAGUAGAAUGAAUCUGCAUGGGACCCGGCUUGUUGAAGGGUUCAUAUUUA